Bufo gargarizans (Asiatic toad) is the source of this 1059-nucleotide messenger RNA. It is a transcript of the gene FBXO24, whose product is annotated as F-box protein 24. The transcript has 4 exons. The record is from RefSeq and is a predicted model, not a curated record. The coding region runs from base 1 to 732 and encodes 243 amino acids. NCBI's taxonomy places the organism in Eukaryota, Metazoa, Chordata, Amphibia, Anura, Bufonidae.
AUGACCACCGGUCAGCCACAGAGACAGCUAGUCAUGCCUGUGUUUAACCCUUUGCACCUUUCCCCCUGCAGACUGAAGGAGGUGGUGUUCUGCUCACUUGGGUACAAACACCUGGCACUGGUGGAUGAAUUCGGGAGGAUAUUCAUGAAAGGUAGCAAUCGCUUUGGACAACUGGGCACCGGGGACAAGAUUGACAGAGCAGACCCCUGCCAGAUUCAGUAUUUAAGGAACCCCAUUGAUGUAUUUUGUGGUCUCAAUCACACAUUAGUCCUGAUACCCUCCAUGGAUUCUGUGAAGGAAAUACACGGCUGCGGGUGUGGAGCUGGGGGACGCCUCCCUGGAUGGCCUAAAGGAAGCCCCUCAUUUGUCAAGCUGCUUUUGAAGGUCCCGCUGUGUGCCCGCCGCCUCUGCUCCACCAGGGACUGCCUUUAUAUCAUGUCCAGUCACGACCCUGAGGAGGACCUCGGAUACAGCGCACUCCCCGGCAGCAGCUGUGGUUGUCCAGGCGGCGCGGAGGAGGAGCCGGCGGCUGCGCAGGCCUGUGAGGAGUGUCUGAAGCAGCUGCUGCGCUGCCCCAGUGUCCAGGAGAGGGUGGCCAAGACCAGGGACUUCAUCAGCCACUUACCCCUGCCGGGGUAUCAGAAGCACUGCUUGUGGGAGGCGCUGGGCAUGAUACAGCGGGCGGCUGAGAGCACCAACCGCCAUACUGCCCGCGCAGGAGAAGAAAAAUAAAAGUCUCUGAAAAACAUAAAAACUGUGAGAGAUAAAAAUACACCCGAAAUACCGACCCUAAAUACCCCCAUAUACUGCCUCAGACACUGACCUGGCCUCCAACCUACCCGAAAUACCGUCCCCCAGCCGAAAUACCCCCAUAUACUGCCUCAGACACUGACACGGCCUCCAACCUACCCGAAAUACCGCCCCCCCAGCCUAAAUACCCCCAUAUACUGCCUCACACACUGACCUGGCCUCCAACCUACCCCAAAUACCGGCUCCCAGCCGAAAUACCCCCAUAUACUGCCUCACACACUGACCUGGCCUCCAACCUACCCCAAAUAC